UUAGUUGGCUAUUCCUUGUGUUUAGUUGAAGAUGAACCAAUGUGUUUGCUCAUGGAAUAUUCAUGGAAUGCCAUGGGCAGGUUUGCGUGUCCUCGUGGCCGCAGUCGCGCAGGCAAGCGUGAGUAUGUGGCGUAG
Messenger RNA from Funneliformis mosseae, 135 nucleotides. Lineage: Eukaryota; Fungi; Glomeromycota; Glomeromycetes; Glomerales; Glomeraceae. The record is from the annotation of a GenBank genome assembly.